This is a messenger RNA of Triplophysa dalaica, 765 nucleotides long. RefSeq lists its product as uncharacterized. The transcript has 4 exons. Gene Ontology annotation, cellular component: extracellular exosome. The record is from RefSeq and is a predicted model, not a curated record. NCBI's taxonomy places the organism in Eukaryota, Metazoa, Chordata, Actinopteri, Cypriniformes, Nemacheilidae. The coding region runs from base 137 to 544 and encodes 135 amino acids.
UGUUGCUGAGUGAGGUACAAAGGUAGCUUUCUUUGAGAGGAACACCUGCAGGAUUCCAGUCACACAGUAACAAGGAAAUGGAAUAUGGGCAAAUGUUCAACAGCAGGCUAACUGGGCAUAAAAAACAACAACUGCCAUGGGGAACAAUGUCACUAAAACAAUAGACAAGUGGGGAUUAAAUCCAAGAAAAUUUACAUUGAAGCGAGCGAAGGAAAGAAAAGGUCCGCCUAUGGUUCCCGAUCACCAGGCUCCUGUAUACUACCCUCAUUUAUAUGACUCUGAGACAGCCGAACCACAGUACGCUCAGGUCAACAAAAGACGAAAGCAGGAUACUGACGAUUUACACUACGCUGACAUUCAAGUCCUACAGCCCAAAAGUUUGACCAGCAGAAGAGAACAGACAAUGAACAAUCACAGUACCACACAGUAUGCAACUAUAGACUUUAAAACACCUGUGAGCCCACACACACCAGAUGAGCCAGCAGAUCUGUUCAUCCCACCUGGAGUACUGAAGAGACCAAAUAUGAGGCCCUCUCGCAAAUAGAAUGACAAGUCACAGUAAAAAUAGUAAUUAAAAUGAAAAAUUGUGUCAGUUGGCAUGUUUAAACUUUAUAUUGUAUAUUUAUUCUUAAAAAUUUGAUGAUCUGUCACAAUGUGCUCUUGAGCAAGGCACUGCAAUGCAGUUUGUGUACUGUAAGUAUUGAUUUAAAAAGAUUUAAAAGAGAUUUUCAUUUACAAGCAAGUGCAAUAAAGAGAUUUUACUUA